Messenger RNA from Symbiodinium necroappetens, 3728 nucleotides. Lineage: Eukaryota; Dinophyceae; Suessiales; Symbiodiniaceae. The record is from the annotation of a GenBank genome assembly.
AUGGGGCGACUUUGGCUGCUGCUCCUGGCGGCCGGAUGCGGCAGCUCCGUUAGCUCAGAGGAUACGACAACAAUCCAAAGCAACCGAAGCAUUGAGAUCCCUUCAUUGCGUGGGCGGCAGCUGAAGCAGCCUGUAAAUAUGCAGAUCCUCUGCGGCCUGGAUGUCACGGGGGCCGUUGGUGCCAUAGGCCAGGUGGGUACCGCCGCCCAGUUUGUUCAUCGGAACUGCGCGAAGACCGACACAUCUGAGGAGAAGGCUGCCUGUUCUACUGCCGUUUCGGCAUUGGUGGCGCGGACACUGUUUCUCGCCACGUUUCUUACAUCUGCCGCCGCCACUUGUGCUGACACCUUCAACGUCCCUGUCUUUUGUGCCCAUGCUUCGUUCGAGCUGACCGGGAGUUUGGGGCUCGUCUCAACAGCAGCAUCUGCUUUCCAGCUGAGCUGCGGCACAAACCAAUCCCUUGGUUCCGGGCCGAUAGCACCGGCCGUCAGAAGGCUUGCCAACAGUUCUGGGCAAAAAGUGGCCCUGCUGCCUGCAGCGUCUCGUGACGUGCUGUCCUCCGAACUCGUGGCAAAGGUGAGAGCUCGGCUUCAGAAGCAGAGGGAUCGAAAGGCGGAGCUGGCCGACUGCGUGUUCACUUCGUUGGUCCUUAGCCAGUUUGCGGUGAGAGGGGGGGUUCUGAUCUCUGGUGCAGCCAAGAGCUGCGAAGCACCACAGGAAAGCAAGGCCACCUGUUUGACUGAUGUUUCUGGUGUACUGGCAUCUUUCUCCGUCACUGGGGCCCUGAUAGCCCUGGUCACCUCAGAGUGUCCGGUCGCACGAAAUUUCAAGGCCCUCUGUGCGACAGACGUCUUGACCAUGGUGAGCGCCAUCGGCUUCCUUUUCGAGUCCGUUGGGAAGAUGCUCUUGAACUGUGGAGUGCCCGGAGCAAAGGUGGACGAGCUAGUGGCCCAGGACGACGCCCUGGCAGGGGAGGCCCUGGUCGGGCGAAGACCGGACAUGUGGCUGAUCAUCUACGCCUUGUCGCUGCUGAAGCCAGUUGACGAGCUCCGGUCGGUGGAGACUUGUCCGGGUAGGCUGCGGCGGAUCAAGGAUGGUAGGAGGAUGGACGAGACGUCACAAAAAUGCACGUGCGAUGAUGGCUGGAGAACUGCUGGAGUGACAGACACGGUGCAUUUCUUGCAAGGAGUUUGCUCACAGUACAGCUGCCGAAGCGAUGCUGAAUGCGCAGCUCUCCUCGGCAUCGCAUCUGCCAGCUGCAUCGUCCCAGGCUGGAACUGCUACUGCGGCUGGGGCUUUGCUUGGGCCAACGCGGGCGGAGGAUUCGAGACUGGGCCAAAGGAGCUCGGCAGCGCCAAGUGCAUGGGGGUGGUGUACACUUUCUCGAUAUGGACAUCUCGGAAGCUGGAGCUACUGUUCUCAAGCAUGUGGCUGUGCUUUCUUCCCUUUGUGGUGCUGCUGGCCCCGUUCGGGCGGAAGCGUGCCAUUUGCGACCAUCACAGGCCCAGCUUGUGGAACGGCCUGCGCCGAUGCAUAGGUGCGCCGCAUAUGUGUCGUGGAGACUGUGUGAUUUCUUCACACUAUGGUUGGGAUGCUCUCUUCGAUGAUCUUGCUUGGAGUGUGUAUGCCUUUGAGCUCAUGGCUUGGACCUAUGCCUUCUGUGCCGUUGUUUACGUGAUCGUGCUCUUCAUGUGGUCAGUGAUCCUGUGGCUGUCUGUUAUGCUGAUCCUUGCCGCCGGGAUGCUCGUCACUGUCGGCGCCUGCUGUGCCGACAUGUGCUCCAGCUGUGCUUCAGGCUGUUCAGGCGAGUGUGCAGGGGGAUGUGACAGCUGCUGCUGUGAUUGCUGCUUGGUAACAAGCUACCAUCACCAGCCGGUCGAGGCAGACGUGUUCUACUUCUCCGGUACCUUCCCGACAGAUCACUAUUGGGCAACCGGGGGAUUCUCCAGGAACUCGGACGGCGGUGACUGCUGCUGCAACUGCAGAGCGAUUUGCUUCCCCUUGGCUUGGCUUUUCUAUGUCUUUCCGGCUCUACCCGAAAAUGCUUGGGGCGGCUUGGUGGGGUAUUUCAUCAUGGGCACGCACCAGCACACGCCCGUCGAACGCAUGUAUUCGGGUGGCAAUCGCUUCAUCGAGUUCAUGCGCAUGGGUUGGCGGCGGCAUUCUGACCUGCAUCAUGACGAGGACUGGCGGGCGCGGGUGUAUGAUUUCCUGGCAGGGCCAGGGGAGCAAACUCCGGCUGCCCCGGCCACGCUGGAGGUGCCGAACCGUCCUCAAGACGAGCAAGCACGCCUUCUCAAUGAGUUUCUGGAAGAUGGAAAGCAGGUGCUGCGAAUUGGAUUGGCUCGAGCCGUGAUCCUGGGAAGACACUUCGACAAGUUCCACGAUCGUUGUGUGCAGUCUUCGUAUGAAGACUACGCUGAGAAUUCGUGCUGGAUUUGCCGCGAACAACGUGAAGAAUGGGACUUGUGGCUAUCCUGUCACCACAUUUUCUGCUCAAGCUGUUCAAGCCAGAUGCUGAUCCGGCGAAUGCCUUGUCCGCUCUGCCGGGUAGCCUCCUCAACGGUUCUGCGAGGUCUAGCACUGCCGAGAAGAAGUGUAACUGUGCCAGCAGUCCCCCCCGAGCCGGAGGUGACAAUCCGACCGAGUGGGUCGAACGGCCUGCGCCUGCCCAUUCCAGCAGUCGCAACGCGCGCUUUUUCUAAAGGUGCCUCUAGCGCCCAGCUGGUGCAACGAAGAGAUGACAUUGCCGCAGCCGCAGAUGCUGCGGCCAGAAUGCUGGAAAUGCCGCUUCUGCCGCCAAGUGCUGAAGGAGCAGAGAGGCCAAAGGCGCCUCCUCUUCGCAGUGCUACGGCAGUGGACAGGCCAAAGGCACCUGCCCUGCCAUUUCUCGCCCCGAUCACAGCUCCACCGCCGCCAUUGCGCAACGUUCCAGCGGAACCAGUGGAAAAUAGCCAGCUACCAAAGCAAGUGGCACUUCUUCCAACCACGAUCAUGUCUGCGCCACCUCUGGAUGCACGUCUGGUCUCUCUUCCGUUUGAAGGAGAUGCAGGAGAUGCAGCACCUGGAAUCCUAGAACGCGAUCAAGCGGCAGCGCAACCGAGCUUGCAGGAGGCUGGCGAUCUGCAGGCUGUGCCAGAAAGCGCUCCAUCGCUGCGGUACCGCGCGAUGCCAGGGCAGCGCCGCAUCGUGGGCUUCUCCACGAGUACAGCAGGAGCUGUGUACUUUGCGUGCCGCCACGUGCAGGCACCGCGGCUAGAGACAAAGCUCCGAGAUGAUUUCAGCUCUUCGGCAGACUCCGAGGCUGUGAAGGCGUGCUUGCCGGAGUGGAAGUCUGGAGAUCUGCAGACUCUGUGGAAGUCUGCUCCUGACUGCAAGGAUGGAGCCACAUCGGUGCAGCGCCUGGAGUAUGCCUCGAGAGCAGGGCAGCCAAAGGUGCUCUCUGGUUUCAGACGUAUCCAUGGCUUUGACACGAGCACUGCUGGCUUGCUGAUUCUUCGCUCUGCACGCACAGCUCAUGAUGCAGUCAGAGCCGUGGCUGCGGCCUCGUGCUGCAGCGAAGUCCUGGACCGCCCGCGGGCCGAUUGGUUCCAAAGCCUCUUCCGGGCAGCCACCGUCUCCCAGGAGGAGGCACCAACCACCAGUGUGCCAAUUCGUGGACCACGUGCAGCUGCCGUGGGCUGUGCGCAUCGUGACAAGAUCUUGGUUUCCGCUAUUGCCGAGGAAAU